Messenger RNA from Trichobilharzia szidati, 729 nucleotides. Lineage: Eukaryota; Metazoa; Platyhelminthes; Trematoda; Strigeidida; Schistosomatidae. The record is from the annotation of a GenBank genome assembly.
AAUCACUUAAUUUCAUUCCGUCAGAAUACUUCAGAAAACAGCACAAAUAUUUCAGUGGCUAGUUCACGUGUCAAUACGCCAAUCGCACAUUUCUCUGGAAAACCUGUUACAUUAUUAAAACAACAUCUUGGUCGACCGAGUAGUGCUCCGUGUUUUUUGGCGCAUCCUGUUACAGAUAGUUCACAUGAGGCAAAAACUGAAUGUGACGCUGAUGAGCACAAGCCUGCGACACACAGUGACACCAGUGACCAACACUCAUCAAGUCCAGAUGUAGAACAAGCAUCCUGCGACUCUCAGACAAGUGGAGAAAAAGAAUCAAAUGAAGAGUCCGACAAUUCAAAACUGGUUUUCGACAGAAAGCUAUUGAAAGAAUGCAGAAUUAUAUUAGAAGAUGAAUAUGAUCGAGCUCUUAGACAACAUGGUUGGAGAAUGGAAAUACCUGGAGAUCCUUUAAAUUUGAAAUCAUCAUUGUUACCGAAGCGCUUAUCAUACUCAGUGAAGUUUCCUUUACAACCAACUCUACCACAACCUCCAAAAAUGAAGAAACAAAAUGUUGAGACAUUCUUCCAACCGUGCAUUAAAAUCCCUUUAUCCAGUUUCACUAUCCAUCCAGAUUUCACAUCAGAGUGUUAUAAUAUGCAUAGAAAUUAUUUAAUUAAAAAAGGUCUUUGGAAUUAUGCUUCACGUGAUUAUUCGUUUGCUUAUUAAAAUAAUACCCUUUCUGCUCUG